Molecule: messenger RNA, 4188 nt
Organism: Dicentrarchus labrax (European seabass)
Lineage: Eukaryota; Metazoa; Chordata; Actinopteri; Moronidae
Gene: hpn
Product: hepsin
Exons: 13
Coding region: 329-1606 (425 amino acids)
Biological process (GO): proteolysis
Cellular component (GO): membrane
Molecular function (GO): serine-type endopeptidase activity; serine-type exopeptidase activity
Source: RefSeq, a predicted model, not a curated record
AGUAACCUGUGAACACAGCAGAAAAAAAAAAAGAGAAAAAAAAGGAUUUACUGAAAACUGGGAUUUAUCUGUGGUGGCGUUUGAACUGUAUUGUGGCCUGCCUUCGAGGCUUUUUUUAAUCUUUCAAAGCGGACUUAAAAUAUAAGACUAUAUUAAUCUGUAAAGGAGGAGGCCAGGGCUCCACCUGCUGCAAGAAAGGACGGGCAAAGGUGACUGCCAAGGGCUUAGACCACCUGCCCUGAGGAGUCAAGGAGAGAAGGAAGGAAGAAAGGAAGGAAAGGAGAAAGAACAUUGUCUGUUGUUGACCUCUGCUUCCUACUGUAUACAGAUGUAUGCUGAGAAAGUUGAGGGGAAGAUGGGGAGCAGGGGAAUCUCUCUGACCUGUGUGUUGACCCCCUGCCGUGUGAUUGGAGUGUGUGUGAUGCUGAUGACCUUGGGAGCCAUUGGAGCAGCCGUCUGGGCCGUAGUUACGUAUUGCACAAUGGAGGAAGACACAGGACUGUAUGAUGUCCAGGUAAAUUCUGCUGACCAACAUCUCAGAGUCUUUGACUCCGCCCAGAGGAGGUGGCGUCAGGUGUGUUCCUCCUCAGCCAAUGAGCUGCUAGCUAGCAUCAGCUGUGAGGAAGUGGGGUUUGUCAGUGUGGUGAAUUACUCAGUCACAUCAGUGCCAGAGGCCAGUGGAGAUGGCGGGGAGUUUUUCUGUGUCAGACAGGAAGAGCUCAGCUUCGGCAAGAAAAUCAAAGACUCAUUGUUCCCAUGUGACUGUGAGAGCAGGGAGGUUCUCACACUGUUGUGCCAAGACUGUGGCAGGCGUAGUUUUGCAGCAGACCGUAUAGUUGGUGGUGUGGAUGCCCGGCAGGGCAGUUGGCCUUGGCAGGUCAGCUUACAGUAUGAUGGAGUUCAUCAGUGUGGAGGAUCCAUCAUCUCAAACCGAUGGAUUGUCUCAGCAGCUCACUGCUUCCCUGAGCGGUAUCGCUUUGUUAAUCGCUGGCGUGUGCUGCUGGGCUCCAUCUAUAAUAAACCAGUCAACGCCAAUGUGGCAGAGGUGAAGACCAUCGUUUACCACAGCAGCUACCUGCCCUUUGUAGAUGCUAACAUUGAUGACAACAGCAGGGACAUCGCUGUUCUGGCCCUCACCCAGCCCAUCGUUUUCAAUGAAUACAUCCAGCCUAUUUGCCUGCCAGCAUACGGUCAAAGACUGAUAGACGGGCAGAUGGGAACAGUAACAGGCUGGGGAAAUGUAGGAUACUAUGGUCGUCUAGCAGAUGUUCUCCAGGAAGCGAACGUCCCCAUCAUCAGCGACACUGUCUGUAACGCUCCUGAUUACUAUGACAAUCAAAUCACCACCAGUAUGUUCUGUGCUGGUUAUGAGAAAGGAGGCACGGAUGCCUGCCAGGGAGACAGUGGUGGUCCUUUUGUGGCAUAUGAUUGCCUGUCCAAGACCAGUCGGUAUCGUCUGCUGGGGGUUGUGAGCUGGGGAACAGGCUGUGCCAUGCCCAAGAAACCUGGAGUCUACACCAGAGUGUCCCGAUUUCUGCCCUGGAUAUCUACGGCCAUGAGGAACUAUCACAACUCACCGGGGGUUCAUAAAAUGGCCCGGACAUGAGAUUCCUGCUCCCAUUUUUUUACUCUUGGAUGACAAUAUUGAAAGACCCUGUAGAUGUCAGCGGGGCCUGUUUGAUGGGGAUGAAAGGCUGUGGUGUCCCAGAUUCCCCGUCUUACCUAAAACUUUUUUAGUGAGGAUUUAACCACUUCCUGAACCUUCCCACAUUGUUAAAUCUCUACCAAUAUCACACUUGCUAAUAGAUAACCUUUAUCUGUGCAGCGAUACACAGACAGAGGUCUUUAAAGGUCGGGUACGCGAUUCCGGAGAAAGUUUGUUGAAAGAUUAUAAAACGUCAUCACAUGAACGACUUGCAAGCACACAGCAUCCAAAACACAACGGAACUGGCCAAAGUUAGUUGUUUAAAUUGUUUUUAUAAAACUACAGUGAGGAGAACAUUGUAGGUUUGUAGCUAAGCCAACAAUGAAGGUAAUGUUGGCAAGCCUGUUUUUAGGUCUGUUUUUAGGUGGCUAUAAAACCCUUAAAACAUACAGACAAAUACCAUGAUAUAGAGCAAACAAAUAAUGUAGCUAUGUUGUGGGUUAGCAAACUGUAGCUAACGUUGCUGCUGUGCAGCUAACACCCAGAGAGGGCACACCAGCUCCAGACAGCAAUACUGACACCUCUCCUGCUACCAUAGCUAACAUCACAUCAAAAGCAUGUCUUGGCAAACCAGAAAGUUAGCUGAAUGUCCGUGGGCAAGUAAUUUAACGUUAUCUGACACACAAAUCCUAGCUGGAAUGGCCAGAAUAACAAGAUAGUGUUGUGCCAGCACACAGCAGAAAGCUAGUGGAGCGUGAGGAGAUAUCCGCUAAAUGAAUAAAAAGAAUUGGAUUUGAAUCGCAUCGUCUAGAAUCGCUUACCCCACCUUUACAGGACCAGUGUGUAGGAUUUAGUGGCAUCUAGAGGUCAAGUUGCAGAUUGCGUUUUAAUACAGCUCAGUUUGUAGGAGAAACUACGGUGGCCAUGAAACUUGUGAAAAACAUGUAGGCCCCAUUUAGAGCCAGUGUUUGGUGUGUCCGUUCUGGGCUACCCAUGGCGGUUCGUGGGUCCGUAGAGGAGGACCCUUAUUUUCAGGUAACUAUACACUAAUUAAAACAUACUUAUGAAUAUUCAGUUUCUGCCAAUAGAUCCUCCUAAAUGUUACACACCAGACCUUUAAGACCUUCACAUUAAUGUUGACUAACUUUGUUAUUAUGAAGUUAAAUAUUGAUAAAAGGGUAAAAGUGAAGAAUACUAGAAUCACUUUACUGGAUUUAUGAAGCCAGUUUUGUAAAAUACAAUGAUUUUGUUUUUCUGAGCUGACUUUUUUCUCCUCUUGUAUUUUUUGUUUAGCUACAUACAACUGCCAUGCCACCAAAAAUCAAUAUUCUGUAGAAAUAACCACUAUAACUUAUGAGCUAAAGAGCAGUACAUUGAAUUAAGACUUGUGAAUGCUCAGGUUUAUCUUAAUAAUUCUAGAUGUAAUUGCAAGGAUGCCGGUGUACACAGUAAGCCACAGUGCGUGCAUUUACAUUGUGCAACACUAAGAAACACACACAGACAAUUAGAAUCUAACAUGUUGGUAAUUUUGAAGAAUUACAGCACACAUCCAACUUUUCACAUCACAAGCAUCUCAUAUAUAAUUGAACUCUUACUUGUGUGAUAUGUUUCAUAUCUUUUUAUAUGCAGUAGCCUGACUUUUGUAUGAAGAAUAAUUAUUCAUACAAGUUCUGUCUUUAUUCCCACAUGAAUGGAUGAGUAUUUUGUUGUUAUCUUGUAAAUAUUAGUCACUGUCUUGUUUAUGUAGAUGUUAUGUUACAGAUCUUAAAGCCAGGAGUGCAAUAACAACCUAAAUCAUGUUCUCAGAAGAUAUUUUACUUUUACUGCCGCACAUAUUAAUUACCAGACUUCGAAUGCUAAUGAUGUCUCAUUUCAUUAACUGGCAUGAGUAUGCAUUAGUAUAUACUAAAAUUCCAGCUCUUACAGUCGUCUUUAACAUAAACCACAAAUAAUCAUUUCAACAGUAAGUUUACGGCUGUUACUUAUAUUCAGAUUAAAGCGGCAUCAGGACGAAGGUCGAAGGUCACUAUACUGAAAUAUAUUUGUUUUACAAGACAAUGUAUUUACACCUUCAGAGAAAUGUUUAUUACAUAAGGACAAAUGGGAAAAAUGAAAUGUUUCAAACUAAUCUGCAUCUCAAGCAAAUAACCAACAUGACAGAGGAUGAGGUAUAGUGUAUAGGCACAAAAAUGACUGCACCCUCACUAGAAUCACAAAACAAUAUUCACAAAAUAAAAAACAUAACACAGAACUCUAUCACUGUAGAUAUGAACUGAAUCUGAACCCGCUCCUGGCUGACAUAAAGGAAUGGAUGUGAACACAACUAACUUUCUGCAAAAUACAUUUGAACCCUGUCUGGCACUGAUUUUUAUCUCUUGAAUAAACCGAAUGUAAUAUGCAUUCUCAUACUACUCACCCCUUUGAAAUAAAAUUCAUGUAUGUACAUUUAUGGUGAUUAUGAUGUGUACAAGAGAAAUACAUUUUGUAAAAUGUAAACUGUUUCAUUGAGUAUUGUAUUGAAAUAAAUCCUUAAUUAAAAACAA